AUGCUUGCAGCUGGUUCUGAAUUGGGUUAUGAUUAUAAUCCUCCAGCAUUUGGAUUCCCGGCUGGAGGUGGAGGUGGUGGUUUUGGUAACUCUUUUGGCAACGAUGGUUUUGCUGGCAAUGCAUUCGGUGGUGGCUUUGGUGGUGUUCCUUCAAAUACCUAUAUUCCACCUGCAGCCGUGUCCAUUUCUGUUCCAGUAAGCACUUAUCUACCUCCCGCGCCAGCUCCUGCACCAGCCUUCCAAUCAAUUCCAGUACCAUCAAACACUUAUAUUCCUCCAGCUGUGGGUGGUUCCUUUGGUGGUGGUGGUGGUGCCAUCAGUGCGACUGCAUUCGUCACAGCCGAUGUUGGUAAUUCGUUGGUUCCGCCCGUUGCAGAUUUUGGCAUUGGCUUAGGCAACGAUGGCUAUCGUUACAAGACUAUUCGCCGUCGUGUAUAUCGUAGACGUGUCUGA
Musca vetustissima is the source of this 453-nucleotide messenger RNA. RefSeq names its product pro-resilin-like. The transcript has a single exon. The record is from RefSeq and is a predicted model, not a curated record. NCBI's taxonomy places the organism in Eukaryota, Metazoa, Arthropoda, Insecta, Diptera, Muscidae. The coding region runs from base 1 to 453 and encodes 150 amino acids.